Messenger RNA from Paramecium sonneborni, 1611 nucleotides. The record is from the annotation of a GenBank genome assembly. NCBI's taxonomy places the organism in Eukaryota, Ciliophora, Oligohymenophorea, Peniculida, Parameciidae.
AUGAAAUUUAAUUCAAAAAGGCAUUUAUCUAGCUGCUAAAAAUGGCUUAAUAAGUUAUUUUCGAACCUGAGGAUGAGCACUAUUUUGCUUAUUUAUUCAUUUUUGAUCUUUUGUUUAUCAUUUUCAUUACUGAUUGCUUGUUCAAAUAUACAAUUUAAUAUUACAGCAAAUUAAGUAAAAAAUAUCUCAGAGCAACUUUUAACACAAUAAAAUAAUAUGUAUAAAAUGAAUAUAACAUAGAGCUUUAAAUAUUUAAUCUCAAGAAAUAAUAGACAUUUUAAGCUUUAAUUUUAAUACUAUAACUACAAAGAUGGCCAAAUUAAGUUUAAUUAACAAAUGGUCCAGCACUCUUGAUAUGAAAAUAAAUCAAGAAAUUUUGCAUUGUCAAAAAUCAUAAUAAAUUGAUGAAAAAAUUUAGAGAACUUUAGUUUGCUAUUCUAAUUCAGAUAAUUUUUUGUCUAGAAAAAUAGAUCAAAAUUAAUUUUUUAAACUUAUGAAUCUUCUUUAAAUAAAUCAAUAUACAUUUGAUUUUUUUGCAGUAUCUCAUGAAUUAUAUCUGGUUUCCUUUUUAGACAAUCAUUUGACUGGAUAUUAUCCAACAAAAUUAAAAAACGAAACAUCAGAAAUAGUUUAGCAAGAAUGGUUUCUUAAUUAUACGAUUUAGCUUUAAUAAAGUAAUUAAUUUAUACCAUAUAAACUGACUCCAUUAAUCAGAAUGGACAAUUACGAUUAAAUAUUGUCAGCAUUUUCAAUAGUUCUAUUUGAUUAAUAAAAAGUUGUGAGAGGAGUAGGAUCAUUACUAAUAAAUUUUCGGAAUAUCUAAUAGUUUUUCUAUGUAAGUAACUUGAGUAUUAUCCUUGUUUAUGAUGAUGGAAUAAUUUUAUACACUAAAAGCUAUAUCAAUAAUAGUAUUACUAAAGACUUAUUCUAUAUUUAUGAUGAAUAAAAAACAGGAUUCAAUAACUCUGAUUGGAAUGAUAUUAAAUAUUCUAUUAAGAAUUCUGUUAAACCAAUUUAUAAAUAUAAUAGUUUGCUUAAAUGCUACAUGUACAUUAAAGCUUCUCAAUAGCCAAAUACUCCCUUAAUUUCAUUAAUGUAUAUUUAUAUUUAUAAUCAAAUAGUCUUACGAAUUUAACAUUCGAAAAUAAAAUAAUUUAAGUUCUUGAUGAUGAAAUUUCUAAAAUCUUAUCUUGGUAUACUUAAUCUAGUUUAUCCUUUAUUACUAUUGGAAUUUCAAUAUUAUUGAUUACCUUAAUACCAUUAAAAUUUAUUUUUAAUUCCACCAAUAUAGUUAUAGAGAAAAUGAUCCAAUAUUUGAAAGGAAAAUUUGAAUAUAAAUUAAAAGAUAAUCUCUUUAGUAGAAUUUAAUCUCAAUCACACAAUAAUUCAUUGAAAUAACUAGAAUAUUCAUAUCAUAAAUUAGAUUCUAUUUUAAAUGAAUCUUAAUUCAAAAAAUCAGAACAAUGUUUGGUUUUUGAAAAUUUUCGAUUUAUAAAAUCAUAAAAUAUCUAAUUAAACAUUUGCUUUGAAUAAUUAAAUGAUUAUAACUAAUAAUUAAACUAAAGAUAAUUUAUUCAAUUAAUCAAAAUUCCAUUUGAAGAGAGAGGAUGA